Aspergillus nomiae NRRL 13137 is the source of this 666-nucleotide messenger RNA. Its product is annotated as vacuolar iron transporter Ccc1. The record is from RefSeq and is a predicted model, not a curated record. The transcript is spliced from 2 exons. Gene Ontology annotation, molecular function: manganese ion transmembrane transporter activity; iron ion transmembrane transporter activity. NCBI's taxonomy places the organism in Eukaryota, Fungi, Ascomycota, Eurotiomycetes, Eurotiales, Aspergillaceae. Gene Ontology annotation, biological process: intracellular manganese ion homeostasis. Gene Ontology annotation, cellular component: fungal-type vacuole membrane. Bases 1 to 666 code for a protein of 221 amino acids.
AUGUCGAUUUCCUCCAUCCGGGGACUCCUCUCCAGCUACUCCCCCGUCUCGGAAUUCUCGCCGGACUUGGAGAAGGAAUACCAACUGCCCCUUCGAAAUGAAUCGUCGAGCGACCUUGAGUCUUCAGCCGACGAGGCAAAGUUUAGUCGGCCAAAAACGGAGAAAGCGGACUCUAAAGUCAUCGACGGUCGACUGGUGUCAGAUGCCAUCAUCGGUCUUUCCGACGGUAUGACGGUGCCCUUUGCAUUGACUGCUGGGCUGUCUGCGUUAGGAGACACAAAAGUUGUGGUAUUCGGUGGAAUGGCCGAACUAAUUGCGGGUGCCAUAUCCAUGGGUCUAGGAGGAUAUUUGGGAGCAAAAAGCGAGGAGGAAUCCUACCGCGCCACACUAAAAGAGACUGAAAGCCAAACUAUGACGGAUCCAUCCGGGGUGACUGACACAAUUUCUGAUAUCUUCGCGCCCUACGACCUUCCUCCCCACCUCGUCUCCGAACUCACAAGACAUCUUUCGACCUCCCCGAUGCUACCAUCCUUUCUCAUGAAUUUCCAUCAUACCCUUCAAGAACCUUCCGGAUCACGCGCCUUUAUCUGCGCUCUGACAAUCGCCCUGGGCUAUUUCAUCGGUGGCUUCAUCCCGCUACUCCCUUACUUUUUGUUGGGCCCAUGA